AUGGCUUCACAAGAGUCACAAACCAUCAGCCUGAAGGUUCUAAUUGACAAGAAGAACAGAAAAGUGGGGAAUCUUGAGGAGCAGUUUCUGCAGACUCUGGUAUGCAAGUCCAUUCUACUUCAUCCAAGAAAUCUUUAUGAAAAUGAGUGCAGGAAACUGAAACUGAAUAUUGAUGAUACAGAGCCCACCAAGUACUAUAUUUGUGCUGAUUGGAAUUGUAGCGGACAGGAGAGUGGCAGUUUGUAUACUACUUUCAAGAAUGUUAGAUGCAAUUGUGGGAAAAUGAUGGACAAUGAGAUAUUAAUGAAAAAAGAAGAUCAGAGUGCAAUUCCUGAAGGAGAUAGAGGAGUUUUUGUUUGUGGAACGACCAAGUUCAUGGUAAACGAUGAUUUGCAGGUAAAGCCCAUUUCUGCAGCUACUAUCGUGAAGCUAUUGCAUAAACUAGGGUUCAAAGGCAUGAGUUCCCUCCAAGAAGCCGGGGCUCUGCCAUGGUUUAGUGGGAGCAACCCAUCAGGAGUAAAAGUACUAAUGAAAUGUAUAAUGAUAAUUACUUUGGCUACCUGA
This is a messenger RNA of Macadamia integrifolia, 564 nucleotides long. RefSeq lists its product as uncharacterized. Lineage: Eukaryota; Viridiplantae; Streptophyta; Magnoliopsida; Proteales; Proteaceae. The transcript has 2 exons. The record is from RefSeq and is a predicted model, not a curated record. The coding region runs from base 1 to 564 and encodes 187 amino acids.